Messenger RNA from Nymphaea colorata (pocket water lily), 2166 nucleotides. RefSeq names its product UDP-glucuronate 4-epimerase 1-like. Bases 536 to 1906 code for a protein of 456 amino acids. The record is from RefSeq and is a predicted model, not a curated record. The transcript is spliced from 2 exons. NCBI's taxonomy places the organism in Eukaryota, Viridiplantae, Streptophyta, Magnoliopsida, Nymphaeales, Nymphaeaceae.
GGUCCCACGAGACUCGUCUGGUAGAAGCAACGAAUCGUCUCUGUUCUACCCAUCAAAUAAAACCGUGAAACCAAAGACGGGGAGGGAAAGAGAGAUCUGAAGCAGAGACGCAGAAACAGGAAACUCGUUAUUUUGGACUCAUUGUCCUCCCUCACAGUCUGCAGGAAGAACGAGAGAGAGAGAGAGAGAGAGAGGACGCUUCCCUCCAUGGACUGCGAAGGGCAUUCAUCUGGGCCUUGUGCAUAUCUGCUCUGAUUCUCUUAUCAAUUAAUGCAGUUCGAUUCUUCGCAGAGAAAACCGCCGCUCUGGUCCUCCAUGAAAAUCAUAACCGUCAAAACUCGAUAACUCAGAAGGAAGAGAACAAGUCAAUCUGAGAAGUGGGCAUCGAUCGGAUUUUUCGUUGGUGGCGGCACUAGUCCGACGGGAAGGAUGGGGGUUUCAGCCUAAACCAGAAACUGGGGAGUGGAGGAGACAUCAUUACUACGACCAUCUCCAUCCCCAACGAGAUUGACCUUGCAGCGGGAGACAGGGAGAGAUGCCUCCGUCCUCGCAGGAUAAUUUCCCCUCCACACCGGGGAAGGUGAAGAUCGACCGGACGCAUCACGGCCUCUUUCGUCAAUUCACUCGGUUGGUCACGUCUUGUUCCUCGCCUUGCAUUUUCUGGUUCCUCUUCUUCUUCGUCUUCGCAAUGCUCUUUGUCCUAACCAAGGAAGCCUUCCUCCACUUCUCCCCCACCCACAAUGGCCCCGCCAACAACCCGGUAAAUGUCCCGACGAAAAGACAGGCUCUGCUGAUCCAAUCUUCCUCUUGGGGCGGCCCUCUUUGGGAGAAGCAGGUGAGAAAAUCGUGCCACCGGAAGCGGAGCGACGGCUUGAUCGUUCUGGUUACCGGCGGCGCCGGAUUCAUCGGCACCCAUGUUUCCCUCGCCCUCAAGAAGCGGGGCGACGGCCUCGUCGGCCUCGACAACUUUAAUGACUAUUACGACCCCUCGCUCAAGCGUGCACGCGAGACCUUGCUCAACAAGCACGGCGUCUUCGUCGUCGAUGGCGACAUCAACGACGCCCACCUCCUCGCCAAGCUCUUCGAACUCGUUCCUUUCACCCAUGUAAUGCACCUUGCCGCGCAGGCGGGCGUUCGCUACGCGAUUGAAAACCCAUCUUCCUACGUUAGAAGCAACGUCGCUGGGCUGGUCGCGCUCUUGGAGGCCGCCAAAUCUGCGAAUCCCCAACCGGCCUUCGUCUGGGCAUCAUCCAGUUCUGUCUACGGGCUCAACGUGAAGGUCCCCUUCUCUGAAUCUGAUCGAACCGAUCAACCUGCAAGUCUCUAUGCAGCGACGAAGAAGGCUGGCGAGGAAAUCACUCAUGUUUAUAACCAUAUCUACGGUUUAUCCAUCACCGGCCUUCGGUUCUUCACUGUAUACGGCCCCUGGGGCAGGCCAGACAUGGCCUACUUCUUCUUCACCCGCAACAUUCUGCAGGGGAAGGAAGUUGUGGUCUAUCAGAGGAAGGAUCGCCAGCAACUCUCCCGGGAUUUCACCUACAUUGAUGAUGUUGUCCGAGGGUGUAUUGCGGCUCUGGACAAGGCCGGUAAGAGCACGGGCAGCGGAGGGAAAAAGAAGGGGAAGGCCAAUUACAAGAUAUACAAUCUGGGGAACACGUCGCCUCUUGGGGUGCCCACUUUGGUGAACAUACUGGAGCGCCACCUGAGAGUGAAGGCGAGGAGGAACGUGGUGGAGAUGCCUGCUAAUGGUGAUGUGCCUUUCACACAUGCCAACAUAACGCUUGCGAGUCUAGAGCUUGGCUACAGGCCUACAACUGAUCUGCAGACCGGCCUGAAGAAGUUUGUCAAUUGGUACCUCGACUACUAUGGAUAUAAGAGCAAGAGUGGCGGCAAGAAUAAACAGUAACAAAAUCGCAAGAGGAUAUGGAUUCUUGAUUGAAUUAGAAAAAUUCUUUGCUUUUCCUUUUCUUUCUUUUUCGCCUGUUUAUUGGUUCAAUUUGUCUUGCUCUCUCUCUCGAUUUAUACGCUUGGUUUAGUUCAAAUAGUUGCUGUUCUAUCUCCCUGUUUGAUUUUUGGUUCUUGUGUGCACUUCUCAGUGAUAGGAGGUUCAUCUUAUGCAGACUCUGUAUAGUUUUCCUGUAAAGCAUGAGUAUCGGGUUCUUUUUC